AUGUUUCUAUUCCCCUCGAAAUUCCCGUUGCUUGAUACAGCCGGUGCUGGAAGCGGUUGUGUGAAUGAGUUCUUCUGUCCGAGUGCCAGUCAAAUUUUGCUGAUUAUAAUCGCAAUUGGUGUACUCACCGGUCUCACGGCUCUGCUCGGUCUCCUCUUCACUCGUGGCCUCCACCUCAGUCAACGAUUCGCCCGUCGAACGCACGUUCGCCUGCCGAGUCAAAUGCCGUCGACUGGCCGGCUUCAUCGCCACCAGACACGUUCGAGACAGCAGCCUCCAGCUCAGCACAAACACCAGCCUCCUGGGUCCUUUGGUCCGAGUCCCGGCAGCCAGGGCUUGCGGGUGGUCGGGGCUAGUGGCUACCAGGCCACUGAGGCCUACAGCAGCGAUGAGCCCGAGGCGGUGGAGGGGGGCGGCGAGGCGGAAGAGGAGGAAGAGGAGGAAGAAGAGGAGGAAGAGGGCGAGGAGGAGGAGGAGGAAGGGGAGGAGAGAGAAGCUGCGCUGACUGGCAAGUCCGAGCUUGAGUCCGACCCCAAAACCGGCCUCUGGUUGCCCACCUUCCGAGUCUGUGCCUCGCCGCCCGAUCACCAGACCUGCCCAGCCGGUCCACCGCCACAGACCAGGCUCUCGGGCGACCUGGUCGACCUGGUCGGACUCACCCGAAAACCGCCCGUUCAGCCCAUCUCCCAGCCGUAUCCAUGGCUACAGUUGCAGCUGACGGCACGGCAGCCAGGCUGCAGUGGUUCGAGCCUCGGACCGUCUGUUCCGCCUCCAGGCUACCUGUCUGGUGGCCUCGGUCCCUUGCAGACCUGUCUCUUUCGACUGCCCGGCCCGCCGGGUCCCCUCCGAUUCGCCGGUCUGCCAGUACCACCGCCGGUACCAUCUCUGCCCGCUGGCCUCCAAGGCCUGCUCGGCCCAUGCUCGGCCGGAGCUGCGAGGGCCAGACUCUUUGAUCACUUGUCGCCCCCCAGCCCCUCGUUUGUCCAACUCCUUCCCACCAACCGCCCACUCAGCCAGCCGCCGAUCGGAGCCCAACUACAGCUGCCCAGCCGGCUGCUGCUUCCAUCAGCCGGCCGUCUCGACGCAUCCGACGCGGCCAGAUCGGCCCAAACGUCCGGUCUGUACCAGUCGCAUCUGCCCGGCGGCAUCGGCUUGUCCGAGUCUGUAGUCGAGACUGGCCAACGGCCGCGACGGCUCUAUCUGAGGUCGGCUUCGGAGGUGUUCGAGCUGCGAUCGCCGUCAGCACCGAUGACCACAUGCACUCCGGCAGACAUGAGGACUGUACUUGCGUCCAACACCAACACUGCCACCAACCCUCAGACGAUGAACAAGAAGCGGCACCCUUUGGUUGUCUACUUGACAACGCCACGUAAUCGGGCCAGUCCAGACGGUCGGAACGAGGGUGACACGAUCUGUAGAACUUGGUGCCUGUCGACUGACCGACCGAGACCGGGCGACCAGUGCCGACAACCCGCCAGCCUACAGACGAGUCGAGAGGAUGCUGGACUGGUGGACAUGACAACGGGACUGGAGAAGAGGCCUGUGCUGAUGGAGAUGAGUGGACAUGUGCCAGAACUUCGACCCUCCAGACUGGGCGCUGAGGCCGGGCCAAGUCUGUCUGUCCACUCCGUCGGACUGCUCAAUCUGCCCGGCGGCCCAAGCAGGCAUGCGUCUUGUGACGACGACAGGAGCCUCCUCAAGACUCAAACGCUGGGCAAAACGGUGCCGAGACGAAGUGGACUACCACGACCAAAGAGCCUCCUGGCAGUGGCGAAGAGCAUGACUCUUGGCCGGGUCGGGAUGACCAAUGAUGCGGAGACUGGCGAUGAUACUUGUGAGGCUGUACAACGGUCUUCAAUUCAAUGGCCGGCGCAGUUUUUGCUACCCACCGGCCAACUGUUGGAGGCACCAAGGCCAGGCUUGACGACAAAUUGCCUACUUGUACAACGUGUCCUACGGCCCGGACAUUUGGCGCAUCAAAUGCCGACGCAGACACAACUGCAACAACACCGGUGGCAGCAACAGUCACAGUCUCCACCAUCCUGCGACAACCUUUGCAGAAGAUACACGCCAAUGGAGGAGGGGGCUAACGAGAGAGACGAGAAUGGCCUCAGAAAGGAGAGUAAGGCGGACGAAUGCAGAACCAGGUGA
Protopolystoma xenopodis is the source of this 2151-nucleotide messenger RNA. Lineage: Eukaryota; Metazoa; Platyhelminthes; Monogenea; Polystomatidea; Polystomatidae. The record is from the annotation of a GenBank genome assembly.